UAUUAAUUGCUCCGGUGCUUGGCCGUGGAUCUCUACGAAGCGUUCUGUGGCAAAAACAGCUAUGGACGACCUUCCCUUAUCGGAGCUGAAGCCCUCGGACAUAAAAGCAGACAAAUACUGUUAGCAAAACAAUCAAUCGCUGACUACAGACCCCGAGACAUGGGCACCAGAAGACUAGUAAUCCAGCUGCUGCUGUUGUGCUCCCUGGCACUCGGCAGCGUCAGCGCCAUUACCAGUGCCUGCUUUAGUGUCAGCCUUGAGCAUCAACCAAUACCCAUGGCCCCCGUGAACUAUGUUGCCGCAUCGAGACUGCGUCGCUUAGCGAUAGAGUUCUUUGACUGCUAUAAGAACAUUACGCUGGCGGACUUAUCAAUGGAAAUGAAUCAGGAUAACCGUGCGCUUCCUUCCGCGCAGGAUCUAGAGUGCCUGGCAGACCUGACACUACUCACACAGAACUUGGGCUCAGCAAAGAUCUGGGCACUCAGAAUGAUCGAUUCGUGGGGCUCACUGCCUUCAGGAGUCCUCUACGGAAACUUGAGAGACCUUGGAAACUACGACGAGUGUCUCAACGUUGAUCACGUUGUCUCCACAAGUCACAGCGUCCGGGGAAAGUACUGCUUUGCCAAGGUCUCGCUCGCCUCGAGCACUUUGUCGCUACUCAGCAUAAAGACAGCGGUCUGCUUUCCUGCAUCCUGCUCAGCUGCUCACAUGGACACAAUGCUGCGACGGCUGUUCGAGAAGUUGCUCAACGUGGAGAUUAGUACGGACCAUCAGUUGGUGGAUGAGAACACGUGCAGGAGUGCCGAGAAGAAGCCCUAUGCUGGCCUCACCAUAUUCACCAUAGUUGUGCUAUCGGUGUUGUGUGCUUUGAUGGUCCUAUCCACGUUCUAUGACUAUUUAUUCAUUGAGGAUCAGAAACAAUUUUCACCGCUCGUCAAGGCCUUCUCGGCGCGUGCGAACUCGCGUGUACUCUUCCGGAUUGUAGACACCAAGUCAAACCCCAAUAUUAUUGACUGUGGGUGGUAUACGGAUUUCUUUUUUUUCAGUUUUUCCCAUACCAGCGAUGCAAUGCCAAGGAUAUACUUCUCCACGCACACUCGGGCCUCGCCAUAUCUUGUAGGUAUCCUCUUCGGUUACUUCUUGCACGCGAACCGGGGCGUUGCGGUAAAACUUAACCGCACUGUGGUUUUCCUGGGCUGGCUGAUAAGCCUUGCCCUGCUCUUCACCUGCAUUUUUUCGUUAUAUGGAUACCACAACAACAACAAAGCACUGCCUAUUGUGAAUGAUGCCUUCAAUCUGACACUGACACGCAUUGCGUGGCCCCUGGGGCUGUGCUGGGUAGUGUUUGCCUGUAUGCACGGCUAUGGCGGCCUGGCCAACAGCUUCCUAGCGUCGCCACUGUGGCAGCCUCUGUCGAAACUUUCCUACUCCGCCUACAUCUUUCACAUGUUCAUCGAGAGUCUCAACGGUGGCAUUACGCGCACCAACACCUUCUUCAGUGACUAUCAAGUGAUGCUUCGUUUCUGGGGCGACUUUGGUUUCACACUGCUGCUCGCCUUCUUCGUGUACAUUCUAAUCGAGGCACCCUUCGGUAAUCUGGAAAGCCUCUUGCUGUCCACUCACAGGACCAAGAAAAAUCUUGACCUCGACGCGCAGCAAAAGACCGUCGAGGCCAUCGAAGACCAGCGACUGAUUCCCCACCUGCUCCUGCUCUAG
Molecule: messenger RNA, 1716 nt
Organism: Drosophila subobscura
Lineage: Eukaryota; Metazoa; Arthropoda; Insecta; Diptera; Drosophilidae
Source: RefSeq, a predicted model, not a curated record